AUGCCAGCGCCCUUGCAGCGCAACAACUUUCGCUGUCCACCUGAUGGCUCCAAAUCACCGCAAGCUACGGCAUCCAUGUCGGCAGGUGCCGCUGCCAUGGGGGGUACCGUAAGUCCUGGAAAGUAUCAUGCUGAAUUUCCUGCUCGACAACGCAAGCGCUUACAGGUUGGAUCAACCAACUUGUCCAAGAGCAACUCCAUUGUAGAGGUUGAUGGCCUACCCGGUCCUAGUCCUGGACCCGCGGAGUCGAGUGUCUCUGCUGCUGCUGUAGAUCGGAUCGGAGAAACAAACGUCGCUGCGAUGAAGGCUACCCUUGGGUCACCCCAAACCCGAAGUCCCUUCAACGUCAGGUCGAAUGCUUCGGGAAAGGUGAUGCCUCUUGUCUUACGGACAGAGGUUCGGCGAUUAAGUGCAGUAGGCCCGUCUAACAGCAGCAGGAGCACUGAUGAACGUCGUGAUGGCAGUAUUACACCGAAGCGAGAAAAUGUAACACUGGCAUACAAUCGAGCCAAGUUGUAUGAUGUGUUCAUGGAGAAGUACGGCUCCAUGCGUGCCGUCUUUCGAGCUUUUGAUAACGACGGCAAUGGAAUGAUUUCAGCGCAACGCUUCCACGACAUGGUGGAGGCUGCUGAGGUGGACUUCACACCCGACGAAACGCGAGCACUCUACAGGACCGCUGACAUCAACGGCGACAACACUGUGGCAUUUCACGAGUUUGUACAAAUGUUCCGUCCAAGUGCUACUACAAGACCAACACGAGAUCCCAGUUCGUCGGUGGCGAUCAAAUAUCGCACUCCGUUAGAGCUCUCGCCACGUUCCCGACGACGUAUGAAGCAACUGCGCAAGCAGGUGACCGAUGAGCUUCGUCGAAAACAUGGUCUGGCAAUUGGUGUGCGCGGGGGAAAACCCGAGCAACUCCUUGCGUACGCGUUCAAAAAUGUGGAUUCGGAUAACGACAGCUUCCUGUCAUAUAGCGAGGUUGAACACGCACUGGGGCGCGGCUUCUUACAAAUGGAAGACGCUAUACCAGCGGCCGAGAUGCGCGAGAUGUUGCAGCUGAUGGAUCGCAAUGGCGACGAGCAGAUUAGUCUUCGCGAGUUCGUGCACUACUUUGCUGUUGGGGAGAAGGAGGUGGCUACCGACUUGAUAGACAAUGCGCGGAAGAAGGAGCUCGCGGCCUUGCAUGCCAAGCGUACGGUGGAAUUGACGCCUCGGGAUGAAGUGGCCCCAGGUACCUGUCUUCCAGAGGAGCUGUGUAAGCGAACUGCUGCAAUCGUCAAUGCUGGUCGAGGGGCUGCGUCUCCUGGGCAAAUAUCGAGGGGUGAACUCGACACGGAAAGCAAGAAAGCGCUACUAACUUCGCCGUCAUCGCUACAACUCGAGAUAGACCGCCGCCCCGCAACGUCAUGCGGUACUGGGGGGCCUAGAGUUGCAGUUUUGUCCCCAGUUUCUCCAGACCGAUUUUACCAUCGACGCCGUGAGCGCACGGACUGGACCCGCGUUGGAGUUGGAGGCAAUGGAAUUGGUGCCGAUACAGGAUUGUAUCAAUCUGCGCAAGCACGCUUUCUAACGACAAGCGGAGAGGCGUAUAGUCCUUUAUAUCGUGCACCGCCAUCCGCCAAGGUGGACGGUGACGACUCGUUCCUUAUGAUGAGAGCUGGUAAGCCUUCGACAACAAUCGAGGAAGAUGCACGUCGUGCACGACGCACUGCGAGAUACGAGCGGACGCAAGCCCUAGUACAAGAGUUCGAGAAUGCACACGCUCAAGAGGAACGACUGAAGGACUGGAAGUCGCGAGCCAACGUGCGCAAAGUCGCGGGUGAGCGAUUCUGCUACCUUGACAGACUGCAAGACAGGGAGCAGCGGGUGGCAUCUCGCGAGGACCGCAUGCAACGCCGUCAUGGUGGUGCUAGCUUUCUUCGGAUGUGGACAGGCAGUGCUGACUCGCAGUUUAACUCGAACCAACCUUCAGGUUCAUAG
Phytophthora sojae is the source of this 1980-nucleotide messenger RNA. RefSeq lists its product as hypothetical. Bases 1 to 1980 code for a protein of 659 amino acids. The record is from RefSeq and is a predicted model, not a curated record. NCBI's taxonomy places the organism in Eukaryota, Oomycota, Peronosporomycetes, Peronosporales, Peronosporaceae. The transcript has 4 exons. Gene Ontology annotation, molecular function: calcium ion binding.